Messenger RNA from Gorilla gorilla gorilla (western lowland gorilla), 6866 nucleotides. RefSeq names its product cilia and flagella associated protein 74 (gene CFAP74). The record is from RefSeq and is a predicted model, not a curated record. Bases 251 to 5188 code for a protein of 1645 amino acids. NCBI's taxonomy places the organism in Eukaryota, Metazoa, Chordata, Mammalia, Primates, Hominidae. The transcript is spliced from 40 exons.
CCCGCGCCGUGGGUGGUGGGUCGGACCAAACCACCCGCUCCAGCCAGGGAGCAGCAUGGGCGAGGCUCCCCCUCCGGCCACGAUGGAGUCUUCCGUUGCCAUGGAGCUGCCCGCCCCAAACCACGCCGCCGGCGCCGCGGAGGGCAAUCGCCAAGGACUGCCGCCUGCCUGAGCAGCUCGGGGUGUCUGUGCCUCCGGAGCCCGAGAACCUGGGACCCAGGCCAGCCAGAGCUAAUUUCUAUCUUCCAGCAUGGAGGAUGACGGCAGCCUGCUCCCCGAGGACGAGCUUUUGGCCGAUGCCCUUCUUUUGGAAGAUGAAAGAGGUGAAUUAGAGGAUCCGGAGUUUGACAUCAAAUGUCUUCUACAGGAAGCUGAGGAUGACGUGGACCCGGGACACAGCAGCUCAGUGAAAGAACUAGAUACUGAUGCUGAUAAACUGAAGAAGAAAACAGCUGAGGACAGAAUGCAGGCAUUUCACCUGCGGCAGAACCUGAGCGCCCUGGAUAAGAUGCAUGAGGAGCAAGAGCUUUUCAUUGAGAAGAUGAGAGGGGAGCUGCGCGCCUGUCGGCAGAGGCGGGACCUGAUCGACAAGCAGCAGGAGGCUGUGGCAGCCGAGAUUGCCAGAGAGGAAGAGGCGGGCAACAUGGCCACUGUGGGCCGUCUCCAGGCCGUGUCCAGACGCCUGUUUGCAGAGCUGGAGAACGAGAGAGACCUGCAGUCGAGGACUGAGGCCGUGCUGAAGGAGAGCGAGAACACCAUGUGGCACAUCGAGAUCCAGGAGGGGCGACUCGAGGCCUUCCGGACAGCUGACCGUGAGGAGGUGGAGGCCACGGGGCAGCGGCUCCAGGUGCGUGCAGCCGAGCAGCUCUGCAGAGAGCAGGAGGCCCUGGGGAAGGUGGAGCGGAACCGGCUGCUGAGGAUCAGGAAGUCCCUGCACACCCAGAAGGAGCUCGGGCUCAGGCACCAGAAGCUGCUGGAGGACGCCCGGAAGAACCACAAGGUUGCCGUACGGUUCCUGAAGGCCUCCCUGGGAAGAAUCCGAGAGCAAGAGAAGAAGGAGGAGAUGGAGUGCCACGAGUACAUGAGGCGACGCAUGGAUGCGGUGGUGGCGCUGAAGGGCAGCAUCUCCGCGAACCGGGACACACUGCGGAAGUUCCAAGCAUGGGACCGUGCCAAGGCAGAGCUGGCGGAGCAGAGGGUCCAGGCUGAGAAGAAGGCGAUUCUGGCCCAGGGCGGGGAUGCGUUCAGGCACCUUGUCCACCAGCGCCGGCGCCAGGAGCUGGAGGCCCAGAAGAGGGCCUUUGAGGAGGAGCAGAAGCUCAGAAAGCAGGAGAUUGUCAGUCGGAUUCUGAAAGAGGAGGCUGAGGAGGAAAAGAGGAAGAAACAGCAUCCCCCGACCAGUGCCAGGCACCGGCCGACCCUGAGGGACAAGACCUGGAACUACAUUUCUGACUUUUGCAAGGAGAAGACCACAGUCCCAACCAACACGUACACACUGGACUACGAGGCUGCUGCAGGCCCCGGGCCCUCUCGGUUGCUGGAAGUCGUUUCCAGUGAGCUUAUCCAGGGGGACCCCGGGGCCAGCUCAGAGGAGGAAACGUUAGCUGAGCCCGAGAUCUCUGGGCUUUGGAAUGAAGACUACAAGCCAUGCCAGGUGCCCAAGGAGGAUGUGGACCGAAAGCCCGUGGGCGGGACAAAGAUGGACAAGGACAUCCUGGCGCGCACGGUGGAGCGGCUGCGGAGCAGGGUGGUCCACAAGCAGGUGGUGUGGGGGCGUGAGUUCCAAGGACGCCCCUUCAACAGCAAACCGGAGCUCCUCCACUUCCAGGACUUUGAUAUUGGCAAAGUGUACAAGAAAAAGAUCACAUUGGUAAACACCACCUACACGAUCAACUACUGCAAGCUGGUGGGCGUGGAGGAGCACCUCCGGGACUUCAUCCACGUUGACUUUGACCCCCCUGGCCCCCUGUCAGCCGGAAUGUCCUGUGAAGUGCUUGUCACCUUCAAGCCCAUGAUAAACAAGGAUCUAGAAGGAAAUAUCUCAUUUUUGGCUCAGACGGGCGAGUUUUCAGUUCCACUGAAAUGUUCAACAAAGAAAUGUUCGCUGUCCCUCGACAAGGAGCUCAUUGACUUCGGCAGCUACGUGGUAGGAGAGUCCACGUCUCGGACCAUCACGCUGACCAACGCUGGGGGCUUGGGCACGACUUUCAAGUUCCUGCCAGCUUCAGAGCCCUGUGAGAUGGACGACUCCCAGUCUGCCCUGAAAUUAAGCAGUCUCCUGACCUACGAAGAUAAAAGCUUGUAUGACAAAGCCGCCACCAGCUUCUCUGAGCAGCAGCUAGAGGGCACGGAGUCCUCCCAGGCGGACCUGCAGAGCCGGAAGGAGCUGGAGAAGCUGGACAAGGAGCAGGAGGAGGAGCAGCCCGCAGAACCAGAGAGAUUAACCACAGUGAUACCUCCCAGCGAAGAGCAGACGGAGAUCACGCUGGGGGAGGUAACAGAAGGGGAAAUUGGCCCCUUCAGCUCCAUCAAGGUGCCCAUCAUCUUCACCCCGGUCAUCCCAGGCGACGUCCAAGCCAGGUUCAAAGUCACGUUUAAGAACCCCCAGUGCCCCACGCUGCAUUUCAGGGUCGUGGGCGUGGCCAUCGACGUGCCGGUCUGGGUGCCGAAGCCCAGCGUGGACCUGAAGAUCUGCAUGUAUGACCGGCUCUACCAGGACUCUGUGCUCGUGCACACGCGGUCGAAAGCUGCCCUGCGCCUGAAGUUCGAGGUGUGCAAGGAGCUGAGGGCCCACCUGGAGCUCCUGCCCGAGACAGGCUACAUCCAGGCACAGUCGUCCUACUCCGUGCAGCUCAAGUUCCUGCCGCGACACUCCCUCCCGGAGGACGCGGGGCGGUAUUUUGACAAGGAGACCCAAGUCCUGGAGGCCCCGAUGACCAUAUGGGUUGCCGACCAGAACAAGCCAGUGGGAUUCACCGUGCAUGCCAUUGUCACCACCUCGGACCUGGAGCUCAGUCCCUCGGAGGUGGAUUUUGGCUACUGCACCAUCUAUGAGGCCAUCAGGACGGAAAUCAGCCUCCACAACCACUCGCUCCUGCCCCAGGAGUUCGGGUUCGUCAGGCUUCCCAAGUUUGUGGACGUCCAGCCAAACGAUGGGUUUGGGACGAUCCUGCCCCUGGAAACGCUGCAGUUCUGUGUGAUCUUCCAGCCCACCAAGGCCGAGGAACACAGAUUCCAACUGACCUGCAAGUCUGAGAUCAACCGGUGCUUCAAGCUGUCUUGCCGGGCUGUAGGCGUCCACCCACCCCUGGAGCUGUCCCACUACCAGAUCAAGUUUGCGGCCACGGCCCUAUACGACACCUCCGUGGCUACAGUGUACGUCAUCAACUCUCACCUGAGCAUGAGCUCGCAGUCCCACUCCAAGCCCCGCACUGGCUCAGAGGACGCCUCUCCCAGGGGGCCCACGUCUUUCGAGUUCCUGCUGCCCCCAGACUCGCCUAUCACCAUCUCGCCCUCAGUGGGGACCGUGUGGCCAGGAAAGAGGUGCCUGGUCCAGGUGGCCUUCCGGCCAGUGCUGCCCGAGAAGCUGAUCCACCAGGAAGCCCUCCCACUCCUGAACAAAGAAAUGGAGACCAAAUCUGUCCGAAAGGAUAUGGCCCCCCAGAGGAAGGACCUGCAUAGACUGCCAUUCUCCGUUCUUCGAGCACAGAACCGCGACAAGCUGUUCAAAGUCUCUGUCCCCCACGUCCUGGAGAUGCGGAAGCGGGAGCUGAAGCCCAGUUCCGACGAGUACCAGGCCGCCCGAGCCACCCUGGUCAGAGCGUUCCAGGCGAAGUUUGACACAUUUGUAGUUCCCUGUGUUGUUGCCAGUGGCGACAUCAAAGACAGGAAGGGGUCAGAACCCCUGAGCUUCAGCCCUCACAACACCCUGUACCUGGAGCUGUGGUGCCCGACGGUGGCACCAUCUGUUGUGGUGACGUCCCAUAGAGGCAAGACCAUCUUUAACUUCGGCGACGUCGCUGUGGGGCACCGCAGUAUCAAGAAGAUCUCCAUCCAGAACGUCUCUCCCGAGGAUCUGGCCCUGGACUUCUCCCUGCUGAACCCCAACGGCCCCUUUGUCCUGCUGAACCACUCCAGCCUGCUGCGUGCGGGUGGGACCCAGGUCCUGGUGCUGUCCUUCUCUCCCCACGAGAGCAUCCUGGCUCAAGAAACACUGGACAUCAUCACCAAGAGAGGCACGCUCACCCUCACCCUUCUGGGCACUGGCGUGGCGUCCAUGAUCACGUGCUCCAUUGAAGGCAGCGUCCUCAACAUGGGCUAUGUGAUUGCCGGAGAGUCUGUGUCCUCAGGCUUCAAGCUGCAGAACAACUCUCUGCUCCCCAUCAAGUUCUCCAUGCACCUGGACAGCCUCUCCAGCACCCGGGGCCGGGGCCAGCAGCAGCUGCCGCAGUUCCUCAGCUCACCCUCCCAGAGGACGGAGGUGGUCGGGACGCAGAAUCUCAACGGUCAGAGCGUGUUCAGCGUGGCCCCCGUCAAGGGCGUCAUGGACCCCGGGAAGACACAGGACUUCACUGUCACCUUCAGCCCCGACCACGAGAGCCUCUACUUCUCCGACAGGCUCCAGGUGGUGCUCUUUGAAAAGAAAAUCUCCCACCAGAUCCUGCUGAAGGGUGCCGCCUGUCAGCACAUGAUGUUCGUGGAGGGCGGCGACCCCCUGGACGUGCCCGUGGAGUCUCUGACAGCGAUCCCUGUAUUUGACCCCAGGCACAGAGAGGCUGGCUCCCGGCCAGGCCCUCUCUCUCCAGAAGCUGAGGAGCUGAGGCCCAUCCUGGUGACCCUGGACUACAUCCAGUUUGACACAGACACGCCAGCCCCACCUGCCACCCGAGAGCUGCAGGUGGGCUGUAUCCGGACCACCCAGCCAUCUCCAAAGAAGACCGUUGAGUUCAGCAUAGACAGCAUCGCAUCCCUGCAGCACAAGGGUUUCUCCAUUGAGCCCUCCAGGGGCUCCGUGGAGCGCGGCCAGACGAAGACCAUCAGCGUCUCCUGGGUGCCACCUGCGGACUUUGAUCCAGACCACCCACUCAUGGUGUCGGCCCUGCUGCAGCUAAGGGGGGAUGUGAAGGAGACCUACAAGGUCAUCUUUGUAGCCCAGCAGGGGCCAGGUGAGGCCCAGCUCCUGCACUGAAGUCUCUACUUGUCUGAGAUAAGUCUGGGCUCGGCUUUCUGGGCUCUGACCCACCCUUCAACAGAGAAGACCCCUCGCAGCCCGUGAGAUGCUCCUGGAGCUCAGAGUGGUGCCUGCACCCCAACCCUGCUCUCCGGAGUCUGGCUUGUUGGACACUGUCCCCACAGAGCCCACCCAGCCUGGCCCUCCUGUCACAGUGCAGCACACCCACUGUGCCACCCCAACCAGCAGCCACCGGCAGACUGUACGCAGCCUUCCCUGGCCGGGUCGGGGGAGCAGAUGGUGCUUCUGGGAGCUCUCCUGGGCACAGGCCUCAGGGACGCUGGUCUUGAGCUGCCUGCCCUCACCCCCAGCCCCCCAGGGCCCACAGUGCCUAGGAACUUGUCAUUGCCCCAAACUUCAAGCCAGUGACAUUGACCCCGCGGUGGCAUUUUGCAGGAUUUCUGUCCAAUGGGUCCCUUGCUGCCCUUCCUGCAGCCGACCUGCCAUGGCUCAAGCUUGCGCCACACCAGAUGGGAGGGGAAGGCAGGUUCCGCCAGGUCCAGGCCAGGCCCCAGCUGCAGGAGGAGGUGCUACUGGAUGGCAGUGUUUCCUGAAUAGGCCCCUCUCUUCUAAACCCUGACCCGACUCUCCUGCUGGCAGGCCUCUGGUACUGAGUGGCGAGGCCCGCCCAGCUCCUGCGUGGGGGCCGCGCCCACACCUUCCGGAACUCAGGGCUGUGGCCUCAGGCUGUGCUGUGCACAUGCACUCCCAUUCCCACUCCCGUGCUGGGCCUCCACGACCAGUGCAGUCAACGUGGCAGGAAGAAGGGCCAGGGGCUGGGGGAGCUGGGCAGGCAGGAAGGGCCCUUGAGGACCGUGGCACAGGCCUUGGGAGGUGAAAGGCAACUUCAGGCAGAGCCCAACAGUGGAAGGAGUGAUGCAGUGAAGGGACAGGUAUGGGCAGAAGAGCCACGCAGAGGAGGCCCUGCCCUCCAGGGUCACUGCCCUUGUAGGGGUGGAGGACACUGAGCAGUGCCCACAGCAGAGGAGGCCCUGCCCUCCAGGGUCACUGCCCUUGUUGUAGGGGUGGGGGACACUGAGCAGCGCCCACAUGUGGAACAGUUCUGAGCAAGGGGUGCGUGCCCCUCCUGCAGUAAGAUGGACCCUACCCCUUGCUGUGCUGACCACCUCCCUUAGCCUGACCACCAGACAGACGGUGUGCUGCUCGUCCCACAGGGAGCAGAGAGCACCAAGAGCCUAAUAGGGCCCCUGGCCUGGUGGCAGAGGGAUAAAGGUCUGGGGUCCCCCUGGAAAUGGCCCCCGGCCUGCCCCUGCACAGGGAGCAGCAGACAUUGCAGGCUGAGGGAAGGGCGCUGGGCUCCCUGUGGCCCUCGGGAAUGGAGGCCACAUUCCCCAGGUGGGGCAUGGCCUCCAAGGCCAAGUGCUUUGGGAAAGUGGUCUGUACCCAGCGCCUCAACAGCCCAGAGCCAGGGCCAGGCUCCAGCCCCCUGGGCCAGCCCCCAGACAGCGCCUGCAGCGCAGGUCCACAAUCAAGUGUCCAAACACCACGUUCGGGAUGCCCAGCAUCUUGGUGGCGUUACCCUACAGUCCACCUGGAGCCCGCCUGCGAGACUGGACCCGAGGGACCACACCCAAGGCAGCCACGACUUUCCAGGCCAGCUCCCGAGGGUCCCCGG